This is a messenger RNA of Heterostelium album PN500, 1575 nucleotides long. It is a transcript of the gene mybY, whose product is annotated as myb domain-containing protein. NCBI's taxonomy places the organism in Eukaryota, Evosea, Eumycetozoa, Acytosteliales, Acytosteliaceae. The transcript has 3 exons. The coding region runs from base 1 to 1575 and encodes 524 amino acids. The record is from RefSeq and is a predicted model, not a curated record.
AUGGAUUAUACAGCAGAGCUUUCUAGAAUAAAUAAGGAUGAAGAGUUUGAAUAUUUCAAUUUGAGUAGAGUCGGUAAAAAUUUGGGUCCUUUUAAAGCAUGGUCAAUGGAUGAACAUACUCUGUUUCAUAGUGUACUGGCGAAUAUGAGUGAUCCCAACGAUAUAGAUACGGUUGCCAGUGCAGUGCCAAGUAGAACGAAAGAGCAGGUAGAGGUACAUCUUCGAGUCUAUAAGAACUAUUGUAAUAAGCAAACGAGUACAACACUUCAAUCGAAUCCAUUCAUGUCGAAUCUGACGACCAAUCUCUUCAAGGGCGUGCUGGAUUCGUUGUCUGGCGAUCCUUUGACGUCAACGUCGCCAACAACACUUGGUGCAUCUUCACCACUGCCGUCACCCUCACUCUCGUCUUCACCUCCACUUACACCGACAAUACCUUCAUCACCUUCAAAACAACAAGCAUCAACAGGAACAGGAACAACAGGAACAACACCAACAGGAACACCAACAAGUAGUGGAAAGAUAAGUUUACAUUUGGCAUCACAUGCAAUUCCUACUUCUUUACAACCAAAGAUGGCACCUGCUGCUUCUGCGGCGGCGACAACAACUCCACCGGCGGCGGCGACGCCAGUCAGUAGUGCGGUAGAUGAUUCAUCUGGUGGCGCACCAAAGUCAAAGAAAGAUUUGAAGAUAUUGAGUGAACCAUGGUCGUUGGACGAUCAGAAACGACUGGAUGACGCACUCACCAAAUAUCCAUCCACGAGAUACAGCAGUGUUUCAAGAUGGCAAGCGAUAUCGAAAGAACUUGGAAUAUCACCUAAAACAGUUGCAUUGCGAUACAAUCAGAUGUUAGAGAGUUUGAUACCAAAGAAACCAAAUGUUGCAGUUAACAAUAACAAUAAUAACAAUAUAGAUGUUGGAGAUGUAGAUGACGGCACCGGAAGCGGAGCAAAAGGAAAGAGAAAGUCUACGGCCACUGCCAAGACCGCUGCUAAACAAGCGGCAACAAAGAAAGGAAAGAAAGAUACACCCGAGAAAUCAGGUGGAUUACCACCAUUUCCUAUUACACCGCCAUCCACAGCAGCAUCAUCAGCAUCCUAUAAUAAAUCAAAUUCUAAUCAACAACAAUAUCAACAACAACAGCAACAGCAACAACAAAAGAGAGAACCAACUAUACAUAAUUUAAAUUUCGAUCCAAGCAAAGCAGAUCAACUUAUACAGAGAAAUACAUCGCUGAUCGAUCAGAUUCGAUCGGAUAUCAUAUAUACAGGAUCGACAAAGAUUGAUUUACUCGAGCAAUACAAAAACAAUAUAUCAGAGGCGUUGAAGAGUACGAUGAUCUGGGCACCAGAGAGCAACGAGAUGCCACCACUACCAGUCAAAGUCAAUGACAUGAUCAUCACAAUGAUGGGUAGUAUGCCAUCGAAAUCGACACUCAAACAUUGGAGUCCACUGCCGAAAACCGCUGAAGAAUGGAAUCUUACAAUCCCCGAAGAUCAAUCCCAACAACAGCAACAACAACAACAGCCAAAUACUUUAAAAAAAAAGAAAAAAAAAGAAAAUAUAAUCAAAAAGUAA